Varanus komodoensis (Komodo dragon) is the source of this 13044-nucleotide messenger RNA. Its product is annotated as sacsin-like. Gene Ontology annotation, molecular function: Hsp70 protein binding. Bases 133 to 12786 code for a protein of 4217 amino acids. The record is from RefSeq and is a predicted model, not a curated record. The transcript has 8 exons. NCBI's taxonomy places the organism in Eukaryota, Metazoa, Chordata, Lepidosauria, Squamata, Varanidae.
CGCAAACCAAAAGUCAGCUCAGUCCCGCGGCUUCCAUCCGAUGAGAAGUUUCGGGAGAGCCUUUCGAGGCAUCGACUGCCAAGAAAGCUGCGCUCGGAAGACCUUCGGGCUUCACUCUAAGAACGUUUCCAAAUGCCUCCGGGGCAGAAGAGGAAUGGCUUCCGGCAGAGGGCACCUCCUGUCCUCAAAUACUUGCAGGGUAUCCUUCGCAAAUACCCAGAUGGGGGUCAGAUCUUAAAGGAGCUGAUCCAGAAUGCAGAUGAUGCGGGUGCUGAAGAGGUGAUCUUACUUUAUGAUGACCGAAAGUUUGGAAAACAGAACCUCUUCUCUGAAGGGCUGGCAAGUGCCCAAGGGCCUGCACUUCUUGCCUACAAUACUUCCCAGUUUUCUGAGGAUGACUGGGAAGGGAUUCAAAGUCCAGGUGUCAGUCACAAGGAGGACGAUCCACUCACUGUGGGACGAUUUGGCUUGGGCUUCAGUUCAGUCUAUCACAUCACAGAUUUCCCAUCUAUACUCUCUGGUCAGUGCCUGGGAGUGCUGGACCCACAGGAAGCAGCCUUAAGUGAGGGGGGUCAGCUCUGUAGUGUGGAUGAAUGGGAAGAGGCUUCGGAUCAAUUCGAACCAUUCUGGGCGGUACUGAAAUCGCUGGGCAAGCCUUGCCCAGCUACUGAGGGCCACUUCCCUGGCACCUUGUUCCGCUUCCCACUGCGACAGAGCCCCUCAAAGAUCUCAGAAAACGUCUACAGUCCGAAACGUGUGAAGGAGCUGCUGUUCACAUUCCUAAAUGAUGCCCCCAUUAGCUUGCUGUUUCUCAGGAACAUUCGGAAAGUGACACUGGGCCUGAUUGAAUCCAAUGGCACGAUUCGUGAGCUGCUGAGAGCUGAAGCCACUAUCUAUCCAAUUGUGAACUCGGAAGUCAGCUCAGGACUCCCUCCUGACAUCGUUCUCCAUGUAUCAGACUUUCCUGAUGAUGUCACUGCUACCAAAUUGGACAUGGUUGCUCACAUCAAAACCCUUGCUUUAUGUGGCACUGGAAUUGGACAGGCCACCAACUGCCACUGGCUGGUCUUAUCAGCUGAAGCCAAAAAGGAUGCCUUCCCGGAGCUGUGGGAUCUCUCCACGAAGGUGUGCUCUAGACCAGCUCAGUGCUUGGCGUACUGCUUGCAAGACAAGUGUCCUGGGCGCCUCAGCUGUGUCUUGCCACUCCCAGCCACAGAGGAGAACAUGACGGGAUUGCCACUGCACAUCAGUGCCCCUUUCCAGCUGACAGAUGACCGGAGACACGUGCAGUGGUCUGAAGAAGGGUCCCACGCACGGGGAGCUGAUGGCCGGUGGAACUACCUGCUUUUGGAAGAGAUGCUGCCCCUUGUUUAUUGCCAGAUGGUGCUGCUGGCUGCUGGCUAUCCCAGUGACCCCUACGGGGCAUGGCCAGACCCAGAUGAAAGCCAGCAGCUCCGGUACAAGCCAUUAGUAGCUCAGAUCUGCCAGAGACUGCUUGACAUGCAACUCUUGGUGCAGGCAGGAGGUGGGAAUCCUCACCUGCUCUAUCCCCGUGAAGCUGUCCUCUUGCCAGAAAAAGUGACCCAUGAGCCGGCGGCUGUGGUGCUGGAGAAGGCUCUCGUGUCAGCAGGGUCACUGGUCGCAGCUGCCCCUCCCCAUGUGCGCAGGGCCUUGUCCUUGGGCACCAACGAUGGGCCAGCGGUACGGGAGGCUACAGCACAGUUCGUGAGAAAGACCUUGCGCCACAGUGAGGGCACCUGGUGUAGACUCUCCGUGUCGGAGAAACACUUGUUGUUGGAAUACUUGACUGGAGAUGAGCACUACCAGGAGCUGGAAGGUCUGCCGCUUCUGCCAACAGCCAGCGGGCACUUUACCUGCUUCGGAGGUUCUGGAGAGACCGUAUUUGUUGAGAACCAUCACUUUCCCCGGAUCCUUUUGCCUGGUUUGGCUCAACAAUUUCUGCCCAAGGAUCUAAACCCAAAGCUGCUGAAACAUCUGCAAGCGAUCGCAGAAAAAAUGAUAUUCGGGAACUUGGUCUCCUUGGAUCGAAGCGUCAUUGAGCAGAACCUUCGCAGAUCUCUUCCCACAGACUGGGUCAGCAGCAGUUCCGGCCAUGUAGCCUGGAGGCCACAGAAGUACCCACAGCAACCUCCACUUGAGUGGCUUGAUGCUUUCUGGAAUUUUCUGAAACACCACACGCAUUCUCUGGCACCCUUCAAUGGAUGCCCAUUAAUACCACUGGCUCCUCUGCAUGAGUCCCUCAGUGGCAUCCAACUGGCACGGCUUGUGCCUCAGACUACCCUGCUGUUUCAGAGCCACGAUGGACGUUCCUUGCCAGGUGACGUGGGCAGCAUUCUGGAGACCCUGGGGUGCAGUGUGAUCCAGGGCUGGAAACCAGGCUGGGUCCACCACGAACUCAGAAAGUACAUACUAGAGCCCACUCCUUGUGGUGUCCUACAAGCUUUUGCCCAUUUGGGGGUUGCCUCCGUGGCUGGCCACCUGGCGUCCCUGUCCACUAGUCAGAUUGAGAGUCUGAGCACUUUCCUCUCAACAAGUCCAUCACUUUCCCAAAAGGAACUUGACACCCUGAAGGAAUUGCCACUGUUUGUCAAGAUGCCUUCCCUCCUGCCACCCGCCAGGCCUGGCUUGGUGGCUGCCCAGUGCCACUUGGCUUUGGAGAAGAGCCUGGUGCCACCGGUGCCCACAGAUCUGUUGACACCAGAGCCUGUGCUGUUAUGUCGUAAUGAAGCUGAACGCCGCCUACUUGUGCAAAUCCGGGGAAGCCUCCUGGAGGCGCCAGACCUAUGCCUGCUGUGUGUGAAAGCAAUGAAGAAGGGGGCAUAUGUCAACCAGACGCAGAAGGCCAGGCAGCUCAUGCUGUGGGUGCUACGCAAUGGGAACUCUUUGUUCAGUCAGAACCUGGAAUUAAAAACCGUAUGCUGCAAUCUUCCAUUUUUGGACUGCGGAUCAGGAACAUUGCGCCUGCCCAGUGAGCUUUAUGACCCAGACAAUCCCACGUUGCGGGCCUUAUUAAAACCUUGCUGUUUUCCUGUGGGGCCUUUUCAGGAACCACAAGCAUUGCAGACUCUUCGUAAGCUGGGGCUGAAAUCUGAUCUGGGAGCUGUCUCUCCAGCAGAUCUCUUAACUGCUGCAGAGGAAGUGAAUGAACUACAGGAGACUACAACAGCCAGUGCCAAAUCACAGGCACUCAUCCAGGUCUGCAAUGAGACCCCUCUGCUAUCACGCUUCUCUUCCCAAGCACUGGAGCAGCUGCGGUGCCUAUCCUGGGUGCCUGCCACCAACUCCUCCAUGCUUUUGGCAGCUGAGCACUUCCUGGCACCUGAAUCACUUCGCUCAGAGAAGUAUGCACCUCUUGUGGGGCUGGUCAUGGGACUGACAAAUGCUUUUUGCCCAGCAGCGGCAGAAAAACUGGGUCUGGAGUGCUUGCCUCCACCAGAGAAGGUGAUGGAGAAUCUUAUGUGCCUGGUACGAGACUAUCGCCUUUAUGAGACACUGGUGUUAACUUCAAAAUUGAACAGCAUCUAUCAGCACAUGCAAGAGCACCUGAGGGACUUCCGUAAGCCACCUGCAAGCCCUGCGGUGUGGAAUGGGAACGGUUUCUCGUCACCUUCAGAUGUGGUGCUGACCUCCCCUGAUGGCUUGGACCUUGGGGGCCUGAUGUCACAAGUGCCCCCAAACUUCCAACGUUACAGCCAGCUCUUUGCACAGUGGGGAGUUCGACAGUCACCCACAGAAGAGGAGGUGUGCCAGGCCCUUCAUAAGUUCGCAGAUCAAAUCAACAGCCAACCACAAGGUGGCACACAAGCUGAACUGCUCCUUGUGAUAGCUGUCUUGGACUGGCUCCGUGAUUGUGGACACCGUGGAGAACAGGAAAUGCCUGUGCCUGUGCGGAUUCUGGGAUUGGCUGGUUUUGCUCUACGCCCUGCCAGUUCAGUGCUGUACUGUGAUAUGGAUCGGACACGGCUUGAUGAGCUGGAUGGAGACCCACCAACUCUGGUGCAUGAAUCUGUUUCUUCUGCAACAGCUGCUUUUUUUGGUGUGGAGAUGCUGAGUACACAGUUGUCCGGCCUAGAACUGUUUGAGGCUUGGGGUCCUUCAGAGCCCAUCACCCUCCGCAUCCGUAAUAUCCUUCGUGAGUACAGCCAGGAUGCAGAUGUGUUUCUGGAAUUGCUUCAGAAUGCGGAGGAUGCCGGUGCCCAGACCUGCCGUUUCUUAGUGGAUCUCCGGCAGCACAGUGGCGCCACAGAAGGACUCCUGGACCCUGGCAUGGCUGCCUGCCACGGACCAGCACUUUGGGCUCAGAAUGAUGCAUUGUUCAGUGACGCCGAUUUCUUAAACAUCACCCGACUAGGUGCAGCCACCAAGGAACGGCAGGGCAACAAAAUCGGCCGCUUUGGUCUGGGUUUCUGCACAGUCUACCACGUGACUGAUGUGCCUUCUCUCCUCAGUGGCCGCACCGUGCUCAUCUUUGACCCCAAUAUCACCCAUCUCCGGAAGCACAUUCAUGGCCAGGCCAGGCCAGGCAUCCGUUUGAAACUCACUCAACAAGUUGCCACAGCAUUUCCUGAACAAUUUCGGCCCUUCACGGGCAUCUUUGGCUGUCAAGCUGGGGAAGCUUAUCAAGGCACACUCAUACGCCUCCCCUUUCGCACUGAGCAGGAGGCAAAAGACUCUCAGAUCAGUAGCAAGCCCUUCACAUCCAAGCGAAUCGGGGCACUGCAGACUGGCUUCCAGCAGGUGUACCAAUCCCUGCUGAUUUUCUUGCGCAGUGUACAGGAGGUGUCACUGGCCCACCUCCCAAGUGGUUCCUGUUUCCCAGAAGAUGCCCAACCACUGGCCACGGUGUGCAGACAAACACUUGAUGAGAUGGGUGCUCCCAGUAUUGUGAGACUGACAGCAACAUGGGAGUCAGAUGUGCGUACCAGUCAUUACCUGCUGCACUCAUGCUCGGCGAAGGGCGAAGCCCAGGAACUGUUCAAACAGGGAGGAGGAGAGGGUGUCCAUUUCUCACCCCCAGUCGCUGGUGUGGCCCUGCCCCUCUGCCCAGCGUCCACUGCUGGACGAUGGACCCCAGCUUUAGAUGACUUUAAAGGCCAUGUCUUCUGUUCUUUGCCCCUUCCUAUUGAAACAGGCCUUCCGCUGCACCUCACAGCAGCCUUUGCUGUGCUUAGCAACCGCAAAGGGCUUUGGGACGCCACUAGGAAGGGCCAGUGGAACAGGGCACUCCUUCGGGAUUCAGCACUGCAAGCCUGGCUUGGGGCACUGUCUCGGCUCAGGGACAUGGACAGAGAAGGAUUGUUGGAGAACUACCAGUACUACAUUUUCUGGCCUGAUCUGCACAAUGCCAAAUAUCCUUUCAGCGAAACAGCCAAGGCCUUCUACCAGGCAUUAGUCGAUGGUGUUGAUGGGGAGCAGCCUGUUUUAUUCUCCGACGGACAGAGAUGGUGUCCAGCCCGAGAUGCCUGCAUUUUGGAUGCUGACAUCAUUGCUGAGAAACAGCUGAGUCCAAUUGCUGCCCGCGUCUUCUCUUCACUCUUGCCAGAGCCACAGAUCGCAGUGUCACUUCCCAACUGGGUGGAGAUGAGUUUCAAAGAAUGCAUCAAAUCAGAUGAGCUGCGGCCAAAAACCUACAACUGGGUGCGAUUCCUUCAAGAGCUUGUUCUGCCCAAUCUGGCUCUGCUGGCAGUGCCUGAUCGUGAUACCUUGGUUCUUCAUGCCCUGGAUAUGAAAGACGCUCGUGUGGACGAGAUCCUUACCAGCCUGCCUUGCAUUCCUACCACUCCACACAAAGCACUGAAAAAUAUUAAAGAACUCAUACACCCCAAAGGCCGUGUUGCCCCUCUCUACACCCCGGAAGAUGGCCACUUCCCCAUGGGAGACGGCUUUCUGGAACCAGAAAGGCUGUUGCGCUUGACGUGUCUUGGUAUGGCCCAAAAUCGGGUGGCAGUGGAGAAACUGAUAGAUCGAGCCAGAACUGUGGCAGCUUUGUGGCAUCAUGAUCAAUAUAAGGCCUGCCAACGAGCCCACCAUAUCCUGGCUCUCCUUGAAGAUCAUCUGCAGGAAAGCUUGAGCAAUACAGUCCAGGUCAUUUUUAGAGAGAUCCCCUUCUUGCCCGCAGUACUUCCAGGUAAUUGCCACAAACUCUGCUGUCCCAGUGAGAUUUAUCAUCAUAAGAUGUUUCCACUAGUAGGUUUGAUUGAACCUGUGCUGGAGAAGGAUAAAGGCUUGAAGCUCUCCAAGGAGCUAAAGGAGUUCUUAGGCCUGAAUCGCCAGCCACCAGUUGCUACAGUGCUAGGGCAGCUGGAGGCAGCCUCACUGAGCUCCAACGCCCUGUCGAGGGAGGAACUGGCCCAGAUAGCGCCCAAGUGCUAUGCCUUCCUGGAUGAGAUGGUGAAAAAGCACCCUCAGUGCCGCAGGGAGGUGUCCCAGAGGGCACAAGCAUUCCCCUUUGUGCUGGUGGGCACUCGCUUUGUGCCUGUGUGCCUUGUGGACCGUAACCUGGCCUUUGAUGGGGCUCCAUAUCUCUACCGGCUGCCUGAGGAGUACCAGCACCUACAGGAGCUGUGGAAGUGUGUGGGGCUGCUUAAUGUCUUUGAAGUAAGGAACUAUACUGCUGUCCUGCAGAAAUUAGCCAUGGAAAGGGCUGAGCAGGCUCUUUCGAAAGAGCAGCUGGAGCUGGUCAAUAGGCUGAUCACAGUGGGCAUGGCUGGAGUUUUGCCAAAAGAUCAGGUCCUGGAUCCUUAUGAGGCUCAGAACAUCUUUUUCCCAGAUCGAGACCAAGUCCUGCGUCCACUGCCCAAGCUGCUCUUUGACGACACGCCAUGGCUGCCACGCAAAAAUGGGGCCCUGUUUUGCCAUCCCAUGAUUCCACGGGAAAUUGCCCUGUGCUGCGGCAUCCCGACUACAAAGCAUCACCUGUUGUCACGCCAGCGGAUCCAAGGCCUCUCUCCCUGGGCCACAGAGUUUGGGGCCAAGGAGGAUCUCUGCACCCGCGUGGCCAACAUCCUCCGUGACUACUCCUCUUCACAGGAUGUGCUGAAGGAGCUGUUGCAGAAUGCAGAUGAUGCUGGUGCCGGUGUCGUCCAUUUUCUCUGGGAUCUGCGUCAACACCCAACCGAACGCACCUUCAGUGAGGAAUGGAACCAUCUCCAGGGCCCGGCCCUUUGCAUCUACAAUGACCAGACCUUCCAGCUGAAAGACAUCGAAGGGAUCCAGCGCUUAGGCUGUGGUGGCAAAGGCAAACGGCAGGAUGCUACUGGAAAGUAUGGGCUGGGAUUCAACACAGUUUUCCACUUGACUGAUUGCCCUGCCUUUGUGACAGGGGACAGCCUUCUAUGUGUUUUUGACCCCACAUUGCGCUACUUGCCUGACUCUCACGAGGCCUCGCCUGGUGCAAAGUACAGCCUCACUAAAGAUUUCAAAUCCACCUUUCCGGAUGUUUAUGAUGCCUUUUUGCCUGAUGUGUUUGAUUUGGAACAUGGCACAGUUUUCCGGUUGCCCCUACGUACUCCUGCUGGGGCAGCAGCCUCCCCAAUCUGCCAGAACGCAGUGUCUGAGGAAGAUAUGAAAAGACUGAUCCAGACUCUUGUGGAAGAUGCAGACUGCCUUGUGAUGUUCCUCAACCAUGUUCGCUCUCUGGUCUUCUCUGUGAUCAAGAAGGGAGAACCACCAAAGGAGAUUCUGCGAGUGGAGACUGAAGGUGGUGAGUCGGAAAGACUGGAAUACCAAAAACACCUCCAAAAGGCUGCUGCAGCAGGUGGCAUGGAUGAAGGCAAGCCAAGAAGAGUUUUUUACAAAAUGAAGGUGAACAACAACUCUGCUGAGGCUCCCAGGAACUGGCUGGUUGGUAGGCAAAUUGGGGUGGAGAGCACAGCAAUGAGACAAAGCAUGCUGCUGCCCCAUGGUGGUGUGGCUGCUUGCCUCACUGAACAGCGACGCGGCAGAGCCUUCUGUACGCUGCCACUGCCGGUGCAAACAGGCCUCCCCAUCCACGUCAACGGGAAUUUUGCUGUGGACUCGGGACGGCGUGACUUGCGGAAGGACAGCAGUGAAGGCAGCACUGACGCGGCGUGGAACGACUCACUGCUGCGGUGCCUCGUGGCCCCACUGUACUGCCAGCUGCUCGAGGAGCUGCGCCAGGCUCUGGGAGGUGCACCUUUGGAGUUCUCCUCCAUGAGGAAAUGCCAAGAACGGCUCCAUCAAAACUAUCUGCGAUAUUUCCCAUUGGUGACAGAGGAUGUUGCCCCCCACUGGCAGAGGCUGGUGACACGUGUGUAUGAAUUGGCAUAUGAAGGGCACGUUCCAUUGGUGCCAGUAUACCAAAAGCAGAUUAAGUAUGUCUUGCCAUGUAGAGUAGAAACAGUGAGUGUGUGCUGGAGUGCCCCCAAAUUAGGCCACCCGGCCAGAGAUCCCUAUUUCUGGGAGUCUGAAAUAGAUGAUUGCCUAGAGGGGACUCUUCAGGAUUUGGGCAUGCUUUUAGUCCCUCCCUUCGAACACUUGCAGAAGGUCCGCAAUCAGUUUGUCAAGGCAGAAAUUGCUGUCCUCACACUUGAUGCCCCUUCCCUCUGCCACUUUCUCAAAAGCCUGCCUAGCUUCUACCUGCCCUGCCCACUUAAAGAAGCACCCAUAAAAAGCAGUAGCGAAUGCUCUAAUCUCCUCAACUUCUGCCUCCGUGGGCAGGUUUUGGAGGAUGUGAGCUGUGUGGAAGGUCUCCCGUUACUGGUGACACGGGAUAAAAUGCUGCAGUGCUUCAGUCAGCAAAAACCUGUAUACCAGAGCAGUAGUUAUCAUCUUUUCCCACAACACCAGGACUGUUUCUCUGCCUGCCAAAUUAAUGAUGUAAAGGCAAAGGAGGGGUUAAUAAAGACAGGGUUCCUGAAGGAGUUUACACUCUCUGAGUCUGUGAACUAUAUUCAGGAGAUGCUGAUAAGGGAUGAGUGGAUCACUGCUACUGAUGAAGGCCAGAAGUGGCUAAAGGAGCUGUGGAAAUUCUUUGAGAGACAGGUCUGUAAGUUUAAGGAUGAGGACACAAACCAGAUGUUUGAAAAGCUAGUGGACCUCUUCAGAGGCUACAAACUGCUACCUGUGAGUGGCUGCAAUAAGCUCUUGGUUUCCUUUGAGACUCUGCAUACAGUCAUGCCUGAUGACUCCAGAGACAUUUCUGACAUCCUCUGCAAGCUGGGUUUUCUCAAGAUAGACUCCUCCCUUCUGCCACAAAAGCUCACCAGUUCUUGCAUCCAGCCACGACUGUUGAAGAGCAAGGAUCCUGCCGUAGUGCUUGUGCAACUGGCCACACAUGGUAGCCUGUGCUGGGAUAAGCUCAAACCAUGGGAGAUGAGCAGAUUAACAUGGUUCCUUUGUGAAGACCUGAAGGUGUUGCAGUGUGACCACCAAUUAAUAGGCAAGCUGAAAUCCUUGCCAGUGUUUGAGAAUACUCAAGGAAAGUAUGUUCCACUGACUCCAUAUGAAAAUGUGUACCGUCUGCAGUCUAAGAUUUCAGAUGAGUCUAAGAACUUGAAGGAGCUUUAUGAGGUUGAUAGAAAGACUGUUUUGCUGAAAGACAACUGCCUGCAUCAACAUCUCAGUGCGUGCUUGGGGAUUGAUGUGAUGAAUGACUUGCAGCAGUUCAUGCACCAGCUCUUGCCUCGUCUCCCCUCCCUCCCUGAAGCCCAUGUACUAGAAGCUGUGAAGCUAUUGCUCACCAUUAAGAAUCUUUAUUAUGGAGAGUAUCAGAAAGUGAAAGAGAAAGUGGUGCUGCACUUCCAGUCUUUCCCCUUCAUCCGAGACCACCAGAAUGAGCUGCAACCUGUAUCCUACUUCUAUGAUGAGCAUAAGUCACUUUUUCAGACCCUGGGGUUGGCAUCUCGGUUUGUGCCAGACAAAUUCUAUAUGUCAGUGGGGCCAGGCAAUAAAGGGGCUGUGGAACAAUUCUUAUUAGACGUAGGCCUGCAGACCAAACUGACCAAAGAAGAUUUUCUGAUGUGUGUUGCUCGAAUUCAGGAAGAAGCAUUGCGGGAUGGUGCCAUGUCCGGUGAUCUCCCUCAGAGAAGGGAACUGCUCUUGGAGCACCUGCUUUCCUGGCCAGAUGAAGCCCUGUCAGAUGACUUUCUGAAAAAAGUAUCCAGGAUCCAUUUCCUAGUGCCACAGAGUGUUCCUGAAGAUCUGCGUCACCUUCACCACCCAUAUGCCCCACAUGAUUACCCAGUGGCACCCCAAGGUUCUGUGUACCUUGCGUACAAGGUAGAGCUAAUCUGGACUUCAGCAGUCAUUUUUCCUUUUUGCAAAUAUCUGGACAAAAAGAGAGAAUCCAUUCUAAAACUACUUGGGGUUCUCUGCACUGUUCCAGCACAGUUGGUUUUGAAGAAUCUGAGCAAUGUGUGCCAGGCACCAUGCAACGAUUUGAAAGCAAGGAAAACCCGGGCACAGGUUCUAACGUCAAUAUAUAAGUAUUUGUCAGAACAGAAAGAGAUAGAGACUGGCUGCCUAAAAGGACUUCCUGUGGUACUAGUGGAUGAUGAUGAGGUAGCAGAAGCCCAGAAUGUGGUGGUUUCCUUAAAAAUGGCUGUUUUUUUCCGACCAUAUCUCUACAAGCUGCCCCCAAAAUUAGCUGUCUAUGAAGAUCUCCUGGAGAGAUUUGGAGUGCAAGAAGAACCAAGCAUCCAUCACUUUGCCAGUGUUCUGGCCAGGAUUCAUGACGAAACCAUAAUAAAGGGCACACUGCAUCCUAAUCUCACUAAAACAUUGUGCAGGGCCACUCAGUUUCUCUUCCAACUCUUAGAUGAGGCACAAAAGCCAGUGGAUUUUUCAGAGCUGAAGGAAUUGUACCUGCCUUGCACUGAUGGGAAGCUAUAUCCAUCAAACACCCUUGUAUUUAGUUUCUGCAAAUUUGUCCAAAACUCCAAGGCUUUGCAGAGCACGUUUCACUUCCUGGAGGACCUCUCUGUAUGCCAUCUUGUCCAUGACAGGUAUAAGCAGUGGAAACUUCUACAGCUGCUGCCUGAGGCCUUGCGCCCCAGGAACUUAUUGGACAUCAUUGAAGAGCAGCUGGACAAGUCUUCUCUGAAACUGUGCCCCUAUGGAGAACACUGUGAGUUGCAGAACUGCCUCAAAGAACUCCUAGUUUCUUCUGAGUUCCGGUAUGCCCUAGUUGCGCUGCUGAAAUCGCAGAACAAAAAAAAGGUAGAGGGGAGAGAUGAGGUCGAAUGCAUGUGUGAUGGGCUCUUCUCACCACAGCAUCUAGAAGUGGUUUGCUGUAAAAAGUUGUGUACUGUGAUGGUGCACAACUCACAGUCUUUGGAGGGUACUCAGUGUGACAAGGUUGUGCAUGUCGCAAAAAUGACACAGGGAAAGCAGCAAAUUUACCUUGCACACCAGGAGAGAGAUAAUGUAGCGAUGGUCACCAUCCUAGCCGGGGAAAUUAAUAACUGCAUAGGAAGAAGACUUGGGAAUGAUGCCCUGCUAGUCCUUGUGCAGAUUUUGGCUUGCCAAGAACCUCAGGAAAUUGUUGCAGUGCUACAGAGAAACAAAGUGCCAGUGUAUCAGCCUCCAAACCAAAAUGCUUACAACCUGCCUUCUCCUGGAGAGGACGUCCCUGAGGAAUGGUAUGACAGCUUGGACAUGAAUAUCCUCCAUACUUUUCUGCCAGGAGAUUACGUGGGUUAUCUGGUCUCUUCCCAGCCCAGAGAGCAUUACGUUUAUGCCGUGAUCCUUGAAGCCCUUGGGCCACGGCAGAGUGGUGCUGGCCAAGUGCAUAUAUAUCGUGUCGAUCUGGGAGAAGGGCAAGAAGCAGAAGUCAGCACCUACGAUCUUUACCACUUUCAGAGGACCAGUCCAGCCUCUGACUUGAAUAAAGCUGUGGUCCUGGCAGAAAGUUCCCCUGGUGCUCCCAGUAGUACAAACUUUGGCACAAGUGGUGACUGGUACCAGCGGCCACUACAUGAGGUGAAGAAAGAACUGGAUAUCCACUUAGCUGAAAUUUGGAGUCUGUCAGAAGAAGAAAAGAAGAAGGCCUUACGAAGACUCUAUCUGUGCUACCACCCAGAUAAAAACUUGGGUCAUGAGACUUCUGCUAAUGAAAUCUUCAAAUACCUUAAGGAGAGUAUAAUGAAGAUGCAGGAGGGGGAGCAGAAUAGUUCUAGCAGGAGGCACAAAGGUAAUAGUUCCUACAACAGCAAUUUCCAGAACUUCUCAGAGUCCUGGGCAGAAUGGGAUGGGCAGGCUCAUUGGCACCAUCAGAAGCGUGAGGAAUUCACUAGACAAACAAGAGGUGGUAGAGGAGGGCAACCCUUCAGGUAUAACUUCUGGUCAUUCCAUCAGAGUGCACCAAAUCGUUCAGGGAAUCGGUCAACGCGUGGCUGCCCGAAGGAAGCCCCUCGCUGGCUUCGGCAAGCAGAGUGUGAUCUGCAGGGGGCAGCCAGUGAGGCUGGAAGUAGCAGCCCAGAGUGGCUCCUUUACAAGACUUAUCGGGCAGUGGAGAAAGCACUGACAGCUGUUGUGUACCACCAAGGAGGCCACUUUGACAAGAAACGGUCUCUUGAAAUGUUGGCUAAUGAGGUGGCAUCCUAUGGAGAGGCACUGGCCACACUUCCUGACCAAGUUGCUGAGCUCCAAGAGCAUGGCAUGGAUGAUAAGGCCACUCAAUAUCCCCUCUACCACAAUUUCCCCACCAUUCCCAAUGAGGCCUUCCCCAAAUGCAAAGAGCAGGCUGUGCUACUCUUAGCUCGGGAAAUCCUAAACACAGUGAAGAGGUGGCUUGCCCAGUCAUGAGAGUGGAAGAUUCUUGUUUAUUAGGCCAUCUGUAUAUGUAGCAGAACAGAACCUGUAAUGAUGAAUCAUUGGGGACAAUUUUUUCAAAAGGGUUUUCUGUUGAAAAUAUAUAUUGACCCUUAAAAUAAGAUUUCUAGGUCAGGCAGAGAGGAGGAUGGUGAUAUUUGUAAAAGUGGGGUUAGAUCACCAUUGCUUAAUAAAGACACUUUGUUACCUGCCUUCUGUUGUUUUGUGUUAACAAACAUUUUCAUUAAGAAA